Messenger RNA from Sabethes cyaneus, 1020 nucleotides. Its product is annotated as phospholipase A1-like. Gene Ontology annotation, biological process: lipid metabolic process. Gene Ontology annotation, molecular function: lipase activity. NCBI's taxonomy places the organism in Eukaryota, Metazoa, Arthropoda, Insecta, Diptera, Culicidae. The transcript has 2 exons. The coding region runs from base 1 to 1020 and encodes 339 amino acids. The record is from RefSeq and is a predicted model, not a curated record.
AUGAUUCUUCGAAAAUCGGAACUAUUAUAUCCGACCUUGCUGAUACUGUUUUUGGGGCUUACAGCGGAACCGCAGGGUCACGAUGAAAAUUGGAUACAAAUUCCAACCGCGUCCGGGGAGAUGAUUUGGAUUCCUCGACAGGCGGUCGCAAGUCAACCACGCUUUAAAAUGGACUUUCAGGAGUCGGAUGCAGAUUUUGUGUUCUUCUCUCGAAACAAACCAGAUGGGAAAAUAGUUCGUCUAGAUGGUAUCGAGUAUUUGCACGAUGAACUAUUCAACGGAUCUCGUCCUACCCGGAUUCUAGUGCAUGGCUGGCUUAACGAUCGCCACUCUCCGAUGAGCGUGAACAUUUGUGAUACAUAUUUAAUCGGUUGGGACUUUAACGUUAUCGUAGUAGAUUGGUCCAAAUGCGCAAAUCGGUUGAACUACAUAACUGCGGCAUCCUGCGUCAAAGCGGUUGGCAAAUUAUUGGCAAGAAUGUUAGAAUCAUUAUAUACUUACAAAGGACUGUCGUUAGAUGACGUUUAUCUGAUUGGCCACAGUUUAGGAGCUCAUGUAGCGGGAAUAGCAGGGAAAUCAUUGAAGCGAGGAAAUCUAUCCACGAUUGUAGCGCUGGAUCCAGCUCUACCGUUAUUCUCUUUACAGGAUGUCGAGAAUCGAGUUGAUAUCGAUGAUGCAGCUUAUGUGCAAGUGAUUCACACUAACGGUGGGUUCUUAGGAUUCUUAGAUCCAAUUGGAAUGGCAGAUUUCUAUCCCAAUGGAGGCGCAACCCAACCUGGUUGCGGACUGAAUUUUGCAGGAAUUUGCGCACAUUCACGCGCCUGGCAGCUGUUUGUGGAAUCCUUGAUGGAACCCGAGGAACAUUUACUCGCUCAGCCAUUCUACGCCUUACAAGAACUGCCUGGUGUGGAAAAAAAUAACGUCGUAGGAACGAAACUUGGCGGUGAACCCUCCAACCAGGCCACUGGAAUGUAUUAUAUCGACACGAAUGCUCAGAGUCCAUAUUUUGGACCGCCUUAA